Molecule: messenger RNA, 324 nt
Organism: Rotaria sp. Silwood1
Lineage: Eukaryota; Metazoa; Rotifera; Eurotatoria; Philodinida; Philodinidae
Source: the annotation of a GenBank genome assembly
AUGAAUGUUAUGUCACCGUUAUGGAAUUUUGGUCGAUAUAAAGCUGAUAAUAUUCAAUUAUAUUCAAUUAUUGAAUAUCCUAAUCUUACUAAACUUAACAUCAAGUUUGUGGAUAAUUAUUAUAUUGAGCAAUUUUUACUUGAUACAAAGACACAUGCACCUUAUCUGACUGAAAUAGAAGUAUUUUAUGAUCAAUUGCGAACUGUAACAGAGAAUUUUACAAGAGAUGCAACACGACAUAAUUGUGCUAAUAUUAAACGACUAAUCUUUGAAAAGAUAAUAGCAUAUCCUCAAGAAUUGUCUCUUUAUUUUCCCUCUGUGUAG